Lytechinus variegatus (green sea urchin) is the source of this 4196-nucleotide messenger RNA. It is a transcript of the gene gpr61, whose product is annotated as probable G-protein coupled receptor. Gene Ontology annotation, molecular function: G protein-coupled receptor activity. Gene Ontology annotation, biological process: G protein-coupled receptor signaling pathway. The coding region runs from base 1413 to 2678 and encodes 421 amino acids. Gene Ontology annotation, cellular component: endosome; plasma membrane; signaling receptor complex. The transcript has a single exon. The record is from RefSeq and is a predicted model, not a curated record. NCBI's taxonomy places the organism in Eukaryota, Metazoa, Echinodermata, Echinoidea, Temnopleuroida, Toxopneustidae.
AGUGGACGGACUAGGCAGUCCGCGGGUCAUUCAUAGCUUCACUUGCUGGCUGAUAACAGGUGUUAUUCUUCCUUAUACUGAAGAGAAGAAACUUAUUCUUUUUCAGGAUAAAUAAAAAUGGUGCAUUUGGCCUGAUCAUCUCUGAUUGAAGCUUUUACGCAAGAAAUCAAGACUCGGAUAUUUUUCAUCACAGAACCAGCUCAGCAAUAUUUGCGAACGGAAGAUAAAUCCUCAGUGCGACUCUGUUCCUUUUUUCAUAAAAAAUAAUUUUCAAAUGACAAGACAGGGAAAGCUUAACACAGGAACAUAUUACCAUGAACGUGAGGUUUUAAAACUAGAUAUAAAACAUUCUACAAAAAUUGCAGUUGUAUUGAUUAUUUAAUGGUCCCGGGAAAGGAGUCUCAAUCAUUUUCUUCUCAUCUAACUUUCAUCUCGGUGAAAAUGAGGUAGAUGAAAAUCUGUGGUGUGACUAUCUUCACGACGUGGCGCCUUGUCUGUGUUUCAUUUUCAUCUUCUACGGAGUAUUAUUGAUUGGGGUCAAGAGACGUAUCUCAACAAAAUAAGGUUCGUCAAUGAAUGCAUACAUCAGGCGGUGAAAGAACAAAGUGUUCUGAUUUCUCACAAGGUACUCCAAAUUGACAUUUUCCACAGGCAUUCCAGAGAGCCUUUAUUUUACAUUUUCGAAUAUCGAAAAAAAGCUGAGAGAUGUAAACAACAAACUUGAGAAGUUGAGAAUGCUGAGCGAUCUCGUGACUAUUCUCAUAUUGCUGUUUCGACACGUCAUUCAUACUGAACGUUUCUAAAUUAAUCGAGGUUUCUUUCAACUUCAUUUUGCCACAUUUACCUAAGGACGAUAGUAAGUAAGAUAACUAAAUCUAAAUAGUCAACCAGGUCCAAGUCUUUGUACGGUUGGGGUUAUAUUUGUGGAUAAUCUUUAAAUAUUGAAUAAAUGGCUUUAUCGCGUGUUUACCAUUAGUAUAAGAAUAAUAUCAACAUGAUCAAGAACGAGCUAGAGAUCAUUUUCUGAGUUGGGACGCGAGCCUCAUUUUGUUCGGUUAAAUCUUCCUGAUGGACAACUUGAUUUAUUCCUGUAAUCUGAACAGACUUGCUAUCCUCUGAUAUCCGCCGCGAAAUUCAUUCCCGAUUCUCUUGCAGAAUGGACUUGAUUAGAAUCUGGAUUAAAUUCUUUCCGCAACGUAUCACUGCUAUCCCUCAUCCCAUUUUGUCGCAGAUGGUAACUCGAUACAGGUAAAUGCACUCUCUCACCAUAAAUAUAAAUUGACAACAAAGCUCUAUACUACUCGAAAAUCACCUAUUUUGAUAUAAUAACAUCGUAUCAUAAUAUCUCAGAUACACGCGUGACACUCAACGCAGUGAGUUCGACUGACUGAUAAUUAUCAGAAGAUUACGAAAUGGCGUCCAAUGUUAGCGAUUCGGAUAUGGGGUCAUUCCCUUCUGUUUUAUUAAUUUUUGAACUAUUGAUAAUGAGCAUUAUAAACCUAGCUGCAAUCAUUGCUAACACGCUUGUCUUAGUAAUCUUGAUUAAGACACCUGCUCUUCAUACCCUCACACAUCUCUUUGUAGGUAAUCUAUGUACAUUGGAUCUUCUUUGUUCGAUUACUGUUAUUCCAUUCUCAAUUGCAUCCUAUGCUAUGGGAGAAUGGCACCUUGGUCAGGUAUACUGUGAAAUCAACGGCUUCAGUAACACUUUCUUUGCCAUUGCCUCCAUACUGACUUUAAGUGUGAUCAGUGUUGAGCGAUAUUACUCCAUUGCCCACCCAAUGUCCUAUGCAACAAAGAUGACAAUGAAUAAGACAAUCCUACUGAUUAUUUAUAUCUGGGUACAGUCUGCUGUACUCUCCGUUCCGCCCUUGAUUGGUCUUAACUCUUAUAACUUCAACGCUAAUAGAGGACAUUGUACAUUUGUGUGGGAGAAAUCUGUAAGACAUAUUAUUUACGUGGUAAUGUUGGCAUUAUUAUGUUUCAUUAUUCCUGGUUUAAUAGUGAUUGUAACUUACAUCAAUGUGUUUCAGAUAGCCCGAGAAGCGGCACGACAGGUGUGCCCGGCACCAUCAGUUGAGAACUAUGGUUCGACAACCAGGAGAGAUGUAGCCUCGGUUAGUCAAACAAGGGGAGGUGGUUCCAAAUCAGAUGACAAAGGGGAUGUUACCCCUACGUCACCGGGGAAAAAUUGCUUCUCAGUAAAGAGAUUGAGAAGAAAAUCAAAGCAUUCAGAGUCGUCGCAAAGUGGAGAUCUAAAAGCUGCAAAGACAAUUCUCUUGAUCGUCGGUGCAUUCUUUUUACUCUGGACGCCAUUCUUCGUUCUUCAUAUGUUUGGAGUAAUUCAUGGUGUCUUUCGUCACCAAGAUUCUUGGGAGCGGAUCACUACAUGGUUUGCCUACUCUUCCUCUGUAGUCAAUCCUUUUCUUUAUGGCAUGCUCAAUCGCCACAUCCGCGAAGAGCUAUCUCGAAUAUGGGAGGUUUGUUCAAAUUUCAUACUGCGAAAGAAACCGCAGGAUGAAGAUGACUUCCCAGGUGGUGCUGAAGACUUCUUCCAAUUCUUAGAACGUACCACCACCACAACAACAACUGGAAGCUCUCGUACCACUGGAGCAAAGAUAGCAGAGCUAGAAGCACAUAGGAUUCCUGGACAGAUCGAUGAAAUAUCUGAAGGCUAGAUAGAUCAACGAAUCUGCAAUAUAAAACUCUGACAUUUUUGAAAAUGUUCUGUGCAUUACGAAAUAUUUAUGUUUAACUUUCGCUUCAUGUUUUUAAAAUGCAAAAAAAAUCAAAUUGGUUUGUUUAUUGUCUGUUUAUUUCCAAUAAGUUGUAUAUUAUCUGACAUGGUAUGAUCUUGCCUGUUUGACCACGGGACCCGUGACUACCCCAGCAUUACACAACUGACUUGGAGUGUUACCAUAGUAGCAACACAAUACGAACCAAUCUAAGUUGUAUAAGGUGAACAGACUCUCGUAUAAAAUCAAUCUAACAAGAUCAAACAUUUAUCAUAGGAUACAAGCAUAGCAUGAGCCACAACUGACUCCAUUUCAGUUGAAACUAUCCAAAUUUUUAUCCGAAUUCUGGUUACUUAAUUCAUUGUUUAUCAGUUGUUUGUACCAUAUAGCCCAGUCACAUAAUUUUAUUGUAAUUUCGUUACUUUGAGUAGCACGUCAAUUUUGACUGGAAAACUCAAAUAAAUAUGAACAUAUUCGCCUUUAUUCUCGGCAUGGUCAACUCAUAUUGAUGGGAUUGUUUGAAGAACUUAUUUCGGUGUUUAGUCUUCCGGUACUGAUGCCAUGUAGGUCGAAAAAAUAAGUGCCAGUAUCGAACCUAAUUUCAUUGUAUACUUAUGAGAUUGGCUGAUCAAUUAAGGAUGCAGCAUAUGUCUAUUCGUUAUUAUUUAAAUCCCACUAUUUCUAGGUGUAGAUAUACAAGUGUGCAAGUUACUAUACAUUUUAUACAUUUUAAACAAGAGUUUAAAAUCUUAAACAACAAAGUUUAAAUUCAAAUAUUUGAUAAUGAAUAAUUUGAGCAUGGUUGUUUAGGAUUUAAAACACUUGUUUAAACAACUACUUUGCGAUUCACAUGGUAAACAGCGCGUAUUAAAUGAUUUUAACAGUCUGGUAUGCGAGCCUGAAGAAAAAUGGUUCUGAAAAUACUUCAUGGUACAAAAAUCUUGACAAAAUAGAUUUUAUCAAUUCACUUAAAAAAUGAAAAUGACUCAAUGUCACAUACGUGACUAAAUGCUCAUAACAUUUUUUUUCUGUAAAACGUGCUUUUUCUUCGUGUAAACACUCGAAUACAUAUUUAUAUUCGAAUAAAUUGGUGAAUAUUUGAUAUAUACCGACAACAUACUGUAAUCACAAAGAGGAAGAGAAGAUUGUUGUCAUAUCAUUCACUUGAUUAGCAUAGUUGGUUUUCGUUCACGAUGAAGACUGAAACCGAGUGGAAGCAAUUUAUUCUCUGGAUGAAGGACAAUAAACUUCUUGCAUGAUUUCAUUCAUCUCAAGAUGUAUGCUCUAUUGAUUCUGUUAGCAUGAUCAGUGAAUAAAGAAUAUAACGAAUUGAGUAUUGGGAAUGAGGAAAGGACAGCUGUAUGCUUGAAUAGAUUCCAUAAAAUUGUCAUAUUAAGCAGGGCCCUGGGAGAACAGUUUUCGGAACAGAAAUGGCUACCCUGGUAAAACAUGAUGUUAUUA